GUUUCAGUAUUUUUCCAAAUACAGAACAUCUGAUCAUCUGGUUGAGGAAAUGUCUCGCGAUUCUGUGUUUAAUUCCUAGAAGGUUUAUAUCACGUGCGACGUUAUUGCGUAUUUUAAGAUGAGCCUCUAAGAUAGUUGAAGAUCGGCAUGAGAUAUUCAGUAUCAAUCAGUCAGUGAACAGGUGAAGUUAUUAGGAACAAUGACUCCACUACAUAGUGAAUUACUCGAGAAGAAGAGUUUUGGAGUCUUGGACUACAUAAUUCUAACGAUAGCCCUAUCCUCUUCAACCUUAAUUGGGGUUUUCUAUGGUUUCCUUUCGAAGCGAAAGCAGAACAAUGCUGAGGAAUAUCUACUGGGUAGUUCACAGAUGAAAGUCCUGCCCGUGUCUAUGUCCCUUAUUGUGACCUUCGUUUCGGGGAUUACAAUGUUGGGCGUUCCGGCUGAAAUGUACGCUUUCGGGACACAAUUCUUCAUGGCCUUUAUCUGUGUGGGCCUCACGGGCGUUUUCCUGUACAAGGUACUUCUUCCUCUCUUCUGUGAACUUCAGAUGCCUUCUACAUUUACAUACCUUGAAAGGCGCUUCGGAAGUAGUUCAAGAGUGAUGGCCAGUAUCGUAUAUACGGUCUUCGUGAUUAUUACAACACCUAUUCAUAUCUACGUCCCAGCUCUAGCUUUCAAUCAAGUCUCCGGGAUCAGCAUCCAUGUGAUCGCUCCUGUCAUUUGUGGAGUAUGCAUUUUCUAUACACUCUUUGGAGGAAUGAGGGCUAUCUGUUGGGUAGAUACCAUCCAGUUUACCACGAUCAUUGUUGCUACUGUUACAAUAUCGAUCUUAGGAUUGAGGCUCACUGGAGGCUUCUCCGGAGUCUUUGAAGCUGCUUCUAGGGGAGAUCGCUUGCAAUUCUUCACAAUGGAUCCAGAUCCUCUCAUAAGGCAAUCUUUCUGGAGUGUUGUCAUCGGUAUCACCUUCCUCUUUUCGUAUACCAUCGGACUCAAUCAGACAACGAUUCAAAGAUGCUUGGCUGUUCCGGACAUCAGAGCAGCUCGUCGCUGUGCUAUUCUCUCAACCGUCGGAAUCAUUAUUCAGUUCUGCAUUUGUGCUUUCAUUGGACUUAUUGCUUAUGCUCUAUAUGAGAACUGCGAUCCAUCGAGUAUUGGAAUAGUUAAGAAAGUCGACCAGAUCAUUCCCUACUUUGUAAUGGAUGUAGGAUCUGUGAUUCCAGGACUUCCAGGACUUUUCAUUGCAGCAAUCUUUUCUUCUGCAAUGUCCACAAUGGCAGGCUGUCUCAAUUCUUUGGCAGCAACGGUUUACGAAGAUCUAGCCAAAAAAUGCUUCCCCAAUGCGAGUGAGAAGAAAUCUAGCAAUAUCAUGAAGAUCAUCGUCCUAAUUGUAGGAAUUAUUGAAGUGGGUCUUGUAUUUAUUGUUGAGAAAGUCAACGCAAUCCUCUACAUCUAUCACACGGUAUCCGGAAUUACUACUGGACCAUUGCUUGGACUGUUCUUGCUGGGAAUGUUUAUUCCAAAGGCUAAUAAUAAGGGAGCCGUUGCCGGAGCUAUUUGUGCAUUCAGUAUUUUAGGAGCAAUGUUGAUUGGGAGCCAAAUUUUCGGAACACCAGCUGCUCCUCUUCCUUUUAAAACAGAUGGAUGUGAUGCUUCACUUCUGCUCAAUGUAACAGAACCAAUAGUUAAUCACAUGGACUCUACAGCAAAUUCUGUGCCCUGGUUCUUCCGGAUCAGUACUUGGUACAACACACCAAUUGGCAUUCUUCUGGUCUUCCUUGUGGGCAUUCCGGUAAGCAUCUUCACGGGAGGCUGUGAACUUGAAAACCAGCGUCUACUGGUACCAUGGAUGCGUAGCGAAGAGUACCGGCUGGCCAGACGCAACCAGAAGAUGAUGAAGGAAUUGUCAGUGAUCACGGAGAAGUCUGAGCCUCUGCUUACAGAAAAACCUGCGUAAACACUAUCGAAAAGCCACAAAUAUUGACUGGCAAAUGUUUGCGUCUGUUUGCCACUCAAAUUUACCGAAAACAAAUAAGGAACUGUUGUUCCUUGGCGUAGUGAAAUGGAUGUUCUAUGUUUGGUUGUUAUCAGUUAGGGAACUCAUGCCAGACUAUAUUUGGCAAUGCUUCUGGCUUAACUAUUGAAAGUGCAACAUCAUUCAAUGUCAAUUGACAUGCGACAGCAAUUAUUUUUCGCACAUGUUCAGAUGUUAAGAAAUUGUAUUUAUGUCUUUCAAGUGAAUAAAUAAAAAAAAUUAAAAUAAAUUAAGUAUGAUGUAUGAUAAAUUAGUUAUUAUUUGAUAUAAUAAAGUUUGAAUUCUUACAAACA
Messenger RNA from Phlebotomus papatasi, 2325 nucleotides. RefSeq names its product sodium-coupled monocarboxylate transporter 2-like. The transcript has 3 exons. The record is from RefSeq and is a predicted model, not a curated record. Bases 200 to 1954 code for a protein of 584 amino acids. Lineage: Eukaryota; Metazoa; Arthropoda; Insecta; Diptera; Psychodidae. Gene Ontology annotation, biological process: sodium ion transport; transmembrane transport. Gene Ontology annotation, molecular function: symporter activity. Gene Ontology annotation, cellular component: membrane.